CAAACAGUUCUUUAUUGCUAUAUGCAUGAACCAAGCGGACUUAUUUUUGUGUAGUUCAUGUAUAUAGGAAAAUGGAAAAUGGAAAAUGGUGUAGUUCAUGUAUUAUUUUUGUUAUUGUGUUAAUUUUGUCUAGUUCAUGUAUUAUUUUUGUCUGCAAUAAUCAAGCGGACUUAUUUUUGUCUAGUUCAUGUAUAUAGUGUUACUUAUGUUAUUGCAGAUUGGAAAAUGGUUCCUGGCUUAAAGACUGGUCGGCUUCGGAAGAAGACACUCACGCAGCCAGAAACAGACUCGCCGGCUGCUAUUCCUUUAGGAUCACCCGUUGCUCCGUCUCCUGUUGUACCCGUCCGAUCAAAUGUGGGACCAUCUCAUCAUGUCACUAGCCAACCAAUGGAUGAUUCUGAUGAGACACAAGCCCCAUCCGAAACGCAGCCGAGUGGCGUAGGGACUUCGAAGCCCCUACGUGUACGUGGACCGACACUUGGCAAGGGCAUACAAAAAAUAAUUAGAGCCAACAAAGGGGAAAAAUGUUAUGUUCACAUCGAUCGUGGGUUGAAUGCAAUGACUGGCAAGUAUGCCACUCCAGCAACUAACGAGUUAGGAAUUCAAAUUAGAACCUUGUGCCCUUUGAAAGAUGUGAAGUCAUGGCUGGAUCUUGAUGAGACUACUAAAGCUGCCGUCAUCCAAGGAGUUCUUGACAAGUUUCAAAUUGGAGACGAUUUCCACAAUGACUUACAAGCACAGGAGAUUGUGAAUAAGAAGGCCUAUGGGUUGUACAAAGAUUGGAGGUACACCUUGAAGCAAGAGUUCAAAUUGUUAGAAGGACUUCCACGUGAUGAGAUCUAUGGUCAUCCGCCCAUAGGGGUGAGUUUAGAUAAUUGGAAGCAUUUGAUCGAUGUGGCAUGGCAAGAUGCAUCUCACCAGAAACGGUCAAAAGCUGGCAAGAGUAAUAGGAGUCAAUUGCCGUACAAUCAUACCAAUGGGUCUCGCUCAUUUCCUAUCGCAAUGGCUGCUAUGGACGACACCCGCGCAUAUAGGGGUUAUGGGGCCACGAAGGCCAGAGACUGGUACGACGAGCUCCCUGCCGGAGUACGAGCUAUCAUUGACGAGGCAGGCUUUGGCCUAUUUUGCUCCAGAUUGUCACGAGUCAUAGACGACACCCGCGCAUAUAGGGGUUAUGGGGCCACGAAGGCCAGAGACUGGUACGACGAGCUCCCUGCCGGAGUACGAGCUAUCAUUGACGAGGCAGGCUUUGGCCUAUUUUGCUCCAGAUUGUCACGAGUCAUAGUAAGCCAUCCAUUUCUUGGGGCAUUAGUGGACAGAUAG
Camellia sinensis is the source of this 1323-nucleotide messenger RNA. NCBI's taxonomy places the organism in Eukaryota, Viridiplantae, Streptophyta, Magnoliopsida, Ericales, Theaceae. The record is from RefSeq and is a predicted model, not a curated record.